AGAGAGAGAGAGAGAGAGAUGCUGCCGGCUUUAACUCCGGUGUGACUUAUCUAUCCUACACUGCUGCUGUCGGUAACGGAGCGGCUGCGCACACACCUACACACACUCCUCUCUCUCUCUCUCUUUACAGUACCACUCGCACACACACACACUCACCGGGAGCGCAGGAGCAGACUAGCGCACUGGGAAGAAGGGAGAGAAGAGAAACAGAGGGAGGCGACACAAGUCAGACCGGCUCGAGCAGGGGAAUGUGCCGGAUUCCGCUGCGCACACACCCGGGCUGUCCCGCACUGAGAGCUCCACUGCGUUAACGGGAGACGACACAGGGCUGAUACUGAGGCGGCGGGACCAGGACCGGAGAGGGACAGUAAAAAAAAAAAAGAGUCACCUGGGUGCGGAGGAAAUUAGAGAGGGAGGGGAGUGGAGGAGGGCGGGAGGUGUACCCGCCUCACAGAGCCUUGUUCUGGGGGUAACGCCACUGCUUGCGCGCAACGGAGAGUCAGCGCAAAGUUUCCUCGAUGGCGCUGGUGAUGGAGCCAGUGAGCAAAUGGAGCACGAGCCAGGUGGUGGACUGGAUGAAAGGUCUGGAUGACUGCUUGCAGCAGUAUGUGUGUGUCUUUGAGCGCGGAGGUGUUUGUGGGGAGCGGCUGCUGCGGAUUAGCCACGCUGAACUUGAGGAGCUGGGAGUCUCUCGCAUCGGACACCAGGAGCUCAUUCUGGAGGCCGUCGACUUGCUCUGUGCCCUGAACUCAGGGCUGGAGACAGAGAGCGUCAGGACUCUGGCUCACAAGCUCGGCGCCUCGGCCAAGAACCUGCAGAACUUCAUUUCCGGCCGCCGCCGGAGCAGCCAAUCGGAGAGCAGGAGCUCGCGGCGCCUCCCCAAUGAUCUGCUGACCUCUGUGGUCGACCUCAUCACCGCCGCCAAGAGCCUGCUGGCCUGGCUGGACAGGUCUCCCUUUGCUGCAGUGGCAGACUACUCAGUAACCCGAAAUAAUGUCAUUCAGCUCUGCCUGGAGCUCACCACCAUUGUACAGCAGGACUGUACGGUGUUUGAGACGGAGAACAAAAUCCUUCAUGUGUGUAAGACUCUGUCGGAGGUGUGCGAGCACAUUGUGUGUGUGUCAUCGGACCCGCUGGUUUCGCAGUCGGCCCACCUCGAGCUGGUUCACCUCACCAACAUCAAGCCCUCUGAAGGCCUGGGAAUGUACAUAAAGUCAACCUACGAUGGACUCCAUGUUAUCACAGGAACUACAGAAGGGUCUCCGGCUGACCGCUGUAAGAAGAUCCAUGCAGGAGAUGAAGUCAUUCAAGUCAAUCAUCAGACCGUGGUGGGCUGGCAGUUGCGUAACCUGGUCGGCUCGCUGCGGGCCGAUAAAGGCGUCGUGUCCCUGACCCUGAAGAAGCGUCCACAGAGCACGCUCAGCUCUGCCCCUGCGCUGCUGAAGAACAUGCGCUGGAAACCCCUGGCUUUGCAGCCGACCAGAAGCCCAGGCAGCAGUUCAGCCACGCCUUCAGGCACACCCACCAAGAACUCCGCCCUCCAGGACCUUUACAUCCCCCCUCCACCUGCUGAGCCAUAUGCACCCAGAGAUGAGACAGGAGCCUUGUCUGGUGAUGAAGCAUCUCGUAACCAUGGUGGCGUCAGCGCUGCUAAGCGCUCUGAGUCACCGAACUCCUUCCUGGAUCAAGAGUCUCGCCGGCGAGAAGAGGAGGAGCCCGUGUACUGCACCACGCCCACAUACGGCAGGCUGAGGCCCAUCUCCAUGCCUGUGGAGUGUAACUGGGUGGGUGAUUAUGAAGACCCAGCCAAGCUUAACAGAGAAAGCCGCAGAGAAGCCUCGCUUAUGCGUUAUGUGGGACUGUCCGGCGGAGACGAACGGACCAGCGGUGAAGACUACUCCUCCCACACAGCUCGUCCAGGCAAACGGUCCAAUGAUACGGCCAAACGUGCCAAGAGGCGGAGCCACCACAGUCAAAGCCCCUCCCAUUAUGUCCUUCAGACAAAUCAGAGAGAGUCGCCUCCCAGGGACCCAGCCUCCAUUUAUCAUACAUACCAACAGUCCUCCUCCUCCUCCUCUCUGCAGUCAAAGAACAGGAAGAAGAAUAAAGGGCGAAGUUUGGCCUCGCUGAGUCGGAGGCGUGUUUCCUGCAAGGCGCUGGGCAGAGGAGACUGCGAGGGUUGGCUGUGGAGAAAGAGAGAUGCAAAGGGUUACUUUUCUCAAAAAUGGAAGAAGUACUGGUUUGUUCUGAAAGACAACUGCCUGUACUGGUACAUCAAUGAAGAGGAUGAAAAAGCCGAAGGUUUUGUCAGUCUUCCAGAAUUUAAGAUCGAUCGAGCCAGUGAAUGCCGCAAGAAGUAUGCUUUCAAAGCUUGCCACCCCAAGGUCAAGAGUUUCUACUUUGCAGCAGAUGGAGUGGAUGACAUGAACAGGUGGCUGAGUCGCCUCAACAUGGCUGCUGUAGGCUAUGCAGAGCGAGAGAGAAUACGCCAGGAGCAGGAUUACUGGAGUGAAAGUGAACAUGAGGAUGACGCUGCCUCCAGCCCCAAACAGGACAGUCCCCCACCUCCAUAUGACACCUACCCACGGCCUCCAUCAAUGAGCGCCUACUUGGAAGGAGGUCGGACCACUCGGCUUUCUUCCACAGAGACGUCUCGCUCUCGCUCAUCCCAAGAGGACUUCCUUUGUGGCGAGCCCCCUGCUGCAGCUGCAGAGCCGCAGUACCACCCUGGUCCUCUUGGGGGAGGCACCACACACAGUGGCAGAAAAGCAGGGGGUAGCAAUAGCAGCGACGUACAGUACAGAUGUGAUCCUGUAGAGUACCGCUCCAGUCCUGCUGGGGGCAGUAGUGAGACAGGGUCCCCAGGCCGCUCUUCAUCGUCGCAGAGACGCUCUUGGCAGGACCUGAUUGAGACACCAUUGACCGAGGCUGGACUGCACUACCUUCAAACUGGACCACUUGAGGACGCCGUCUUUGCUGAGCCAGGCCCAGGUGGUGGCUCAAUGAUGGCCGGAGCCGUUUACACUCUUCCUGCUCCGAGGAAUGUCCCGUUGCCCAUGGCAAUGCAGAGGCUGAUUCCUAUGGCAACCCAGGGAGGGAAACCCCGCAGCUUCACACUGCCACGAGACAGCAACCUCCACACGCUCCUCGCACCGCCUGCGAAAGAAGAACAGCAAACACACAAUGGUGGCAGUGAAGGUGCCUCGCUGGGCGACCUGUUUCGUGCGUGCGAGCAGGGUGGGGUCUGUCCUCUGGGUCGGGGGUCGGAGUCCAAAGGUCAGUCAGAGUUCAGGCAGUCAUUUCUCCGAAGGGCCGCUGACCCUCAUCUCAACGAGCGCCUGCACCGCCUCCGCAUACUGACCUCCACGUUGAAGGACAGGGAGGGGGAGCUAGCGCUGAUUGACAGGCUGCUGGCCAAACCCCAGCUCUCGUCGGCAGAGUUCCAGGAGUGGAAGAGAGCCUAUCAGGACCUGUUCACUCAGGAGCCGAACUCGGCCGCCGAAUCAGAUCCUGGCCCGCCCCUCACCCCGUCGCUCUCUCACACGCACUCCUACAUUGAGACGCACGUCUGACGCGAAAAGCAAAAGCAACACACACGCUUAAAUUGCUCUCAUCACCUGAUUUUGGAUUGAGUUGAACAAAUUGCAGCUGAUGCUUUGAGGCAUCAGAGCUGCGAUCGGAGAAAUCUUAGUGACGAACUGAGUCGAGAGGCGAGAGUAGAGAUGCGCUUUGAGCAGCCGCCGUGUGACAAGUGCAACAUGACGUGUUUUUGCGGAGACCCUCGUGUCACAUCAGUCUUCGAGCUGAUUGGUCAUGCCACUCCAGCUGGCUCGAGGGUGGACACUAACACUGAUUCUUGAGUAUUAUAUGUUAGCUUUUGUGCUGCGUACCUAAAAUACUCUCCAUGGAAAACCAUAUAAAGAAGGAUCUUCAUCAUCUUCGUACAGACUUCUCAUCCAGUGGGAUUACAGAGUUGUAUCUUUCUCCAUCUUGCUUAUUGUGCCAUUUUCAUACUGACUGCACAGUGUCUCAUAGACGGUCUAAUAGCCACAUACGUUGUAUUCUUUCAAGCCUUAUACUUGAUGUCUAUGAUGAUAUUUACUGUACAGUGAGUGCUACAGUAGACAACAAUAAGCAAAGGUCUUUUUAAAAAAAACAAAAAACAAAACACUAGUCUCAGUUUCUAUCUAGUUUUAGAGACUUUUGUUUGUGCUGGUUUGGUAGAUUUGUGUACUGUGCUGGGCUGGACCUGAAGCAUGCACACUCCUCCUGGAAUAGGACCCAUUUGAAGGAAAAAUCCACCCUCAAAUGCUUUUCUAACAACGCAUCAGGCAUCACAUGGUGUAGUUAGGAGCCCAUUAUCUGCUAUUGCUUUAUUAUUGAACUUCAGUUCACACUCCAAAAACACAGUAUGCCUUUGACAAACCGCUAUUUACUACUUUAUAACUUCGCAUAUGCACAUUAAAGCCGUGUGGUUUUUACAUUUGGAAAAAUAGAACACUAAAUGCAGUUAAAUCUGUUGUACAGACAUAUACAGGCAUAUAUAGAGACUGAAAACAGUUCUUCUUCCUGCUGUGAGAAUAAAGGCUUGCAAUGAUCAAGGGAGUUUUCAAGUUUCUUUUAAAAUUUUUACACAAUAGUAAAUAAAAUAGGGUCUUUUAACGAUACUUUUAUUAAUUGCAAAACAAAAACAGCUACUAGAAAUGUCUAAUGUUUCGUUUACGUUGUAUACAUAUUGAAAGCUGCAUUUUAAUGACAUGUAAACAAAUACUAGGUGCAAUCUACAGAAAGAGGAAAAUAUAAUGUUACAUGGCUUUAUUUAACAUUUCUUGCAAUGAUGGUAAAACAAAGGUUUUGUCUUGCAUUAUAAUUAUUAUUGCACUGAAAAUUAGAAACUUGGUCUAACUAUAGAUGGAGCUUCCUAAAUCUGAGAGAGCUUCUCAUUGAUGAAUAUUCUUUUUAGCUUUUGCAGAUAUGGAUGUUUAUAUAUAGUAUAUAUACUAGAUUGGGCGCUGGCGACUGCGCCCAAUCUAGAACUGGUUUCCUACCCAAAAAUGGCACCAGUCAACACAAAAUUACUGGACCCAUAGUUUGAACCAUUGACAUCAGUGAUUAUGGGAAGAACUGAUGCAAGAAAUUCACCAAUGAGUGACAGAUUCAGCCCACAGGUUCUGUUUGCUAUGAUUUUCUUUUCAUGUAAAUAAACCCAACUUUUCAUAUCUUCCACAAUUUGGGCAGGUUUUCAAAAGGCUUUAAAAGUCAAAUUAGGAUUACUCCCUCCAUUACCCAGUCAAGUUGCUUCCAUGUCUGUCUUGACUUAACAUUAAUUUAACCUUUUGGAUAUAUGAAAUUUUGUCAGGUUAUUGACAAAAGUGUGUUUCGACCCUUGAGCACUAAAAUCCAAUCAGUUUAUCGUUGAGUUCAGGUGCCAAAACUGAAGAAAUCGCCUCAAAAUUUUUAAGAGCUAUCAAUAUUUCAACAAUACAGUGAACCGAUGGAUGAAAGCCAUAGAAACAUGCUGUCUGCAGCACUAGAGUUUUGGUUUUUCUUAUGCAGUGUAUUUCUACAUAAUACCAGAUAAAAGCUUUUACUGCAGAUGUAUCUCUUUGAUAUUACCUUAAGUGAAACUUUCAUCAACACAAGGGGACAUUUUUCCGUUGGACAUGUGGAAAUAUUUUGCCUUUUGUAGGCCACCUUUGUAUUGGCUCAGUCACACUAGAGUAAAGAUAGAUUAACAACCUCUGUGCAGCUAGGAAAAUUUGGUGGGUGCCUGGUAAGUGCUUUGAAGUUUUUUUUCCGUCAGAGGCUGAUUGUAAGUAGUUACGAAACCUGAGCGUGCAAUACCCUCGACCAUAUUAUCAGAGAUUUAAUAUAUUUGCCAACUUCACACCAUUCAACGGACUGACUCCAUCUUAUUGCUAUUUUGUUUCCGUCUUUACUCACUAAAGUCAGUUUGAGUACAGAAACCUAAUGCAAAUGGUUGCAGAUUAGUUCCCCAUCCCUGAAGCAACCAUUUCAAAGACAAUAAAAACCCAAUGAAGUUCAUUUCAUAAGUUCGUGUCACACAGUCUAAAUAAUUUUGGUGUUGUUACAAUGUCCAACUAUUGAUUUUCCUACUGUGACUGCAGCACAAAUAAUAAUCUUUAUAACUUGCCUCGUUAAAUGAAGGUCACAUUGACUCACUGCAUCAUCUUGUGGUACAAAAUGGUAUUACACAAGUAUUGUCCCAGCCUUGUUUCAAAUUUUGUUGAUAUUUUUUCAGCACAAUACAUUUUUUUUUUUUUUACAUUUUUUAAUACAUGAUGCAUUAUAUACAUGAAAUUUACAAAAAGUACACUGCAAUUCUCUAAGCCAUAAUAUCAUUGAUAUAUAAAAUUUUAUAGAUCUACCCAAAUCUUAUUGUAGAUUUUUGGAUUUGCACAAAUGUAAGUUUAAAUAAAAGCACAUUUCUAUCUAGUUUUUAGGCAACUGCUUCUUCCAGACAUGGACAUUAUUUUCAUUUGGUUUUCAGUGCCUUAUAUGGCAGCCACUCUCCUAGUAAUACAGGUGUAUGAACUCUGGAAAGUUACUCUGUUUCACCCCAAAAGCCUCCAAAAAUAUUUAACCCAAAACAAAAAAAAGCAAAGAGACGUUUUUAGCACAGAAAUAUUUUCUGCACAUCGCAGAUUUAUAGUACUUAAAAGAAUGCAAAAGUUUCUAAGGGUGGAUUUUUCCUUGGAGACCAUUUGGCUCUCUGUAUCCUGCAUGUCGCAUAGAGAAUAUGAGGCCAUAUUUGCAUAGGAACUGAAAUAUGAAUCUAAUAAAAAUAUAUUAGUUUGUUAUUUGUAGGCUAUGCUGUUGCCAAAAGACUUAAUACUCAAAGUCAAUGCACAAAACUAUGAAAGCAAUCAUGAAUACAUACAAAUACACACACAAAUACACACAAUAAUAAGCACAUAGACUGAAUGCUCUUUCUCUGCUGCUGCCCGUGGUUGGUUGUAGUAGCAUGUCUUUGUUAUAGAUGAAAACAGUAUUCUUUUUCCUGUUUUUGUGUUUGAAAUCUUUACAUACAGUAGAUCUCUAUUUAUAGAGCGCAAACUAAGUGUCUUGGAAGAUAGUCUCUAAUUCUAGUUCAGUUUUUUUUUUUGGUUUUGGACAGACUGUCGUUGAGUAAAGAUUGUUUAAUGUUCGAUCUAUAAAUUAUGGUUAAUUAAAAAAACAGUAUUUAUUUAUGUAAUCAUUCUAUAUGCUCUCUUGAAAGAUGAGGAUGGAUCAAUAAAAUGUUGGUCAUUUCGA
This is a messenger RNA of Oreochromis niloticus (Nile tilapia), 7275 nucleotides long. RefSeq names its product connector enhancer of kinase suppressor of Ras 2a (gene cnksr2a). Gene Ontology annotation, biological process: regulation of signal transduction. Gene Ontology annotation, molecular function: protein binding. The record is from RefSeq and is a predicted model, not a curated record. Lineage: Eukaryota; Metazoa; Chordata; Actinopteri; Cichliformes; Cichlidae. The transcript has 24 exons. Gene Ontology annotation, cellular component: membrane; cytoplasm. Bases 519 to 3572 code for a protein of 1017 amino acids.